Molecule: messenger RNA, 1596 nt
Organism: Hyaloscypha bicolor E
Lineage: Eukaryota; Fungi; Ascomycota; Leotiomycetes; Helotiales; Hyaloscyphaceae
Product: WD40 repeat-like protein
Exons: 7
Coding region: 1-1314 (437 amino acids)
Biological process (GO): regulation of gene expression
Cellular component (GO): cytoplasm; Rpd3L complex; Rpd3L-Expanded complex
Molecular function (GO): histone binding
Source: RefSeq, a predicted model, not a curated record
AUGGCGCCUGACUCUGCAGACGUCGAAAUGGAAGUCCCUCGCCCAGAUACCGAAGAUGAGGAUACUGAGCAGAAGAUUAUCAACGAAGAGUACAAGACGUGGAAGAAAAAUAGUCCUUUUCUUUAUGACAUGAUCCUAAGCACUGCGCUUGAGUGGCCCACCUUGACUACACAAUGGUUCCCCGAUAAGAAAGAGCCUGCUGGCAAGAAUUACACCAUCCAUCGAUUGCUGAUAGGCACCCACACCUCCAACGAUGCCCAGAAUUACCUCCAGAUCGCCAAUGUUGAACUGCCAAAGAAUAUUACACCAAACCCUCAUGACUACGACGAGCAGCGAGGAGAGAUUGGUGGCUAUGGCAACUCUUCAAACGGCGAACAGGCAGCGAUCAAGAUGACAAUUGAGCAGAAGAUUGAUCAUCCGGGAGAAGUCAACAAGGCUAGAUAUCAACCACAGAAUCCCAACAUUAUUGCUACAAUGUGCAUUGAUGGAAAGGUCCUGGUCUUUGAUCGUACCAAGCACAGCAGUCUUCCAAAAGGCACUGUCAAUCCGCAGGCAGAGUUACUGGGACACAAGAAGGAAGGAUUCGGGCUGAGUUGGAACCCACAUGAGGCCGGAAAGCUGGCGACUGGCAGCGAAGACAAAACUGUCCGCUUAUGGGACCUGAAAACCAUCCAGUCAAGCAAUAACCACGUCAAAGCAUCGCGAGUGUAUACGCACCAUAGCUCGAUCGUGAACGACGUCCAAUAUCACCCUCUGCAUAAAUCCCUGAUCGGAACCGUCUCGGAUGAUCUCACUCUUCAAAUUAUCGAUGUUCGGCAACCAGAAACCGAUCGAUCAUCUGUAACGGGCCAGGGUCAUAGCGAUGCUAUCAAUGCCUUGGCUUUCAAUCAAGCCUCGGAGUUCGUUUUGGCUACCGCAUCUGCUGACAAGACUAUUGGUAUUUGGGACUUGAGGAAUCUGGACGAUAAGCUCCACUCCCUGGAGGGUCAUGGCGAUGCUGUCACCUCCCUGGCUUGGCACCCCCAUGAAGAGGCUAUAUUGGGUAGUGGAAGUUAUGAUCGCCGAGUUAUCUUCUGGGAUCUCAGCAGAGUCGGAGAGGAACAACUGCCAGACGAUCAAGAAGAUGGACCUCCUGAAUUGUUAUUCAUGCAUGGUGGUCAUACCAACCAUCUAGCUGAUUUCAGUUGGAACCAGAAUGAGCCAUGGGUCGUCUGCAGUGCUGCUGAGGAUAACUUGAUACAGAUCUGGAAGGUGGCUGAAGCAAUUGUGGGCAAGGAUAUUGAAGAACCGUCACUUGAUGAGCUUGAGCGAUGAAUUGGGCAGAGGGUUCCUGCAGAUACCAGAUGACGACUUUUUGAUGAUAUGCUGUGGAAAGGAGUUCAUUGCAUGUGAUUGUGGCACGGCGUUAACUGGAAUGAUCAUCAAUGAUAUUCGAAGACUGAUGCGCCUAGAGAGCCGUUGUACAUCAUGCAUUGGAGUAGCAUCUCUUUCCGCCUCCAAAGUUCGCAUCCCCCAUCCCUAGGAAAAUUUGUCCACAAAAAGAACAUCCUAUUAUAAUGUCGCUAUAAGAUAAUUUUGAGAUGGUGACUUGAAUCG